UCGGGACCGCAAACACAGACGGACCAUAAACAACACACGUGCAAGACGCUGACUUAAACCAGCAGACAUGCCGAAAGCAUUGAAAGGGAAGAGCGCGGUGGAGAAGAAAGUGAUUCAUCCUUAUAGCAGAAAAGCUGCGUGUCUGGCCAGAUCAGCUCACAGACAGGACAGAAAAGAGAGGUUGAAAAAUGAAAAGGCCCAGCGUUUAAACUUAAUUCGGGAAAAACUUUCGUGGUUCCAAAGUCAGUUGGACUCAGGAAAGGUCGAAUAUUCCAAACAAGACGCUUGUGAAAUCAUCGAGAGGUAUCUGCACCGAUUUGAUGGCGAGUUAGAGCAAAUCGAGUUGGCCAACAGCAUCAAAGGGCGUCAGGGUCGACUGCACUUCUCCAGAGAGACCGUCAUUAAGCAGACGAUGGAAAGAGAGCGAGCCCAGUACGAGGGGAACGGCUUCGAGAUCCCGGAUAUAAUCAACAGCAAACAUUUGAAGACGUUCAGAGAGUGGAACGGUGACCUGAAGAAACUGCCUAAUAUCAAGAUGCGCAAGGUUUCGGCGAAAGGCCCGGAGAAGAAAAACACUGCAGUAAAAGAAACACACACUGAAGAAGAGGAGGAUGAGGAAGAUGAAGCUGAGGAGGAGGAUGUGUCUCAGGACUCUGAUGUAGAGCUUUUGGAAGAUGAAGCAUGACGCCAAACAGCUCUGGACUAAACUCGUGAUCGUUUUGUUCGGUGUGGAUGACUGAUAAAGAGUGUGUGUUCGAGUGCAAAGUGAUGGAAGUUCAUUCGUGUCAGGAUUUUCUGUGUGUAUGUAUGUGUAUAGAAUAUGGUUGGGGUUCUGUGACACUGCCACAUCCAUUUUAAAAUAAAAACAAAUCCCUAUUUAAAUCUC
Ictalurus furcatus (blue catfish) is the source of this 886-nucleotide messenger RNA. RefSeq names its product translation machinery associated 16 homolog (gene tma16). Lineage: Eukaryota; Metazoa; Chordata; Actinopteri; Siluriformes; Ictaluridae. The record is from RefSeq and is a predicted model, not a curated record. The transcript is spliced from 7 exons. Gene Ontology annotation, cellular component: nucleus. Bases 68 to 685 code for a protein of 205 amino acids.